UACCUUUAUUAUUAUUGACAAGUAACAAUUGUCAGAAAAUUUGCUGUCACUUUUCAAACAAUAAUUAAUUAGUAACCUAUGCGGAAAAUUUGAGUACCAUGUCAUUAGUAAAAUAUGGGCUGAUAUUUUUAUUUACUUCAAUAUUAUCCUUUCAUUAUUGCAAUGGAGAAAGGACUAAAGACCGAAUGUAUAUUAAUUUUAAAGCCACUACAUUAUGUUUUAGAAGAUUAAAUGCUACUCACCAAACAGGCUGUUCUUCUGUCAGAGGUGGAACCAAAGGUGUUAUACACUACUGCACGAAACAAGAUGACUUGGAAUUUAUAUUAAGAAAUGGUACAGCAGGACCUUAUGUACCUCUACUUCCAGUUGAUUUUCUAACGAGAGGUCUCAUAACAGUACUCAAAAAUAGUUCAAAAAUAGCAGGAUUAGUUUUAUAUAUGAACAAUGAAACAAUAACUUCUUUCUCACAUGAUUUACAAUGUCCAAAUGAAAAUUUUGGAGUCCCAAAUACAUGUAGUAAAGAUGAAAGACAUGGAAUGUGGAAUCCUGAGGGAACUGGCCUCAUUUUUGAAGAUAUGAGAUUCCCAAUAUUCUAUGUCGAUGAUGUCAAUGAAAUUCAGGCUGCAAAAGACUGUUUCCAAAAAUUCAAUAAUUUUUCAUUUGAAACUCAGAAAGAUAGACCAUUGUGUUCGGUCCAAUUAAAUUCAUUUAUGUAUGGUGCGAAAAAUACCCCAACAUGUAUAAGGAGGUCUAAUAUUGUAACAAAUUUAAAUCCUAUGAGAGUAUGUGAUCCCUUAGGGGACAAAAAUGUAUGGGCGACACUGUUUCCCCUUUCUGAAUACAAUAAUAAAACUGAGGAGGUGAAACCCAUUCUUGGGCAGAAGUACAUCAUUAUAUCUGCAAGAAGUGAUACAGCUUCACUAUUUGAUAGAACAUCUGGUGCAGAAAGUCCUGUGACGGGUGUUGUCACACUUCUAACAACGGCAAAGAUAUUGAAGAAAAUGUUGCCAAAAAAUGAUGGAAAUUACAAUACAAAUAUACUAUUCAUCCUCUUCAAUGGCGAAACUUUUGACUAUAUUGGUUCUCAAAGAUUGGUUUAUGAUAUGGAGAAAGGAAAUUUUCCAGUUGAAACCGAAAAUGGAACAUCCAUAUUUUUACCUGUUAUAAAAGCUACUGAUAUAUUGUUGUUCGUCGAAUUAAGUCAGCUGAGUCGUGGAGAUGGGACUGUUUAUGCCCACCGUUAUAAAGUAGAUCAAAUGAAUGACAAUUUUACAAAUCUUCUGGUAUCCAAUACGAGGUUUCCUACAAUAUUUGAACCAUCGGAUGGAACUCUGCCACCAUCAUCUGUGCAAACUUUCCUGAAGAAGUACCCAAAUAUCUCAACAAUUGUUCUAACCAACCACAAGGGAGAAUACGCAAAUAGGUUUUAUAAUUCAAUUUUUGACAAUAGGAAUAAUAUAAACUAUAAGUAUUACAACACCACUGAUGUACCUAUUGAUAGCCUCCAGAAACAUCUGUAUCAGGUUGCAAAUACAGUCUCAAAAAGUGUCUUUCAGUUAAUCACGGGAAAAGUUUGGCAAGAUGAAACUGAUGAAUCUGAAUUUUUGCAAUUGGUUAAUGAACUUCUGCAUUGUUAUCUAGAGGAUCAAAACUGUAAAUUACACCAAGCUAUCGGCAAACAACCACAGAAAAUUCAAGAUAAUACCACUUUGAGUUUGUAUGUGGGCAUUGAUGGAUCACCAAGUGAUGCAACCACUCUCAUGGGAUUCCUUCUAGGGUGGUUUACUGGUGACAUAGUUGGAAAUUCCACACAAAAUUGUACUAAUUUUUCGAAAAAUUAUGCUUUCCGUUUCUAUAAUAUGUCUGUGAGUAUGGAUAACCUCAAUACUACGAAAUGCUUCAGAAUGGUUAUGAAUUUCACCGAAGCUGUAAGUCCAGCAUUCAUAAUAGAAGAUUACGACUGGUCUUCUAACCUAUACAGCAGUUGGACAGAGUCUACUUGGGGUGACAUAAGCAUGAGACUCUUCCUUAAACCAACUGUAGCGCAGGAAAGUAUGACAAUGGCAAUUGGUUGCAUCUCGUUCAUAUUCUCUUUCGUCUUGGUUUAUUUAAUUAAAUCCAGAUCUCACAUACUUUUCACCGCAGAACAGGUUCAACCGAUCCCUGUGGAUUGUUAGCAGUACCUUUACCAUUCUUUGAGUUCUGAAAAUCAGCAAAUUGAUCUUGAUGGCAAUUCUUGCGUUUCUUAGAUGGUUGAAGGCGUAAAUGUAACCAAAGAAUUAACAGAAUUUUUUUUACUGAAUUCUCGUUUCUAGGUUUAAUGCUCAAAAUUAUUUCAAGACUGAUUAAUUUUUUCCUCUUUAUUUAUCUUUAAGUUGUGUGAAUUUAAAUUUUUCACUUGUUGAAUCAAGAAAUUUUGAUUUCUAUAAUUCCUCCUCUGUUAGCAUAUAGAAAUCUAAUUUUUCAAUUUAUAAUUCAUAUGAUUUAAAGUAUAAACUAUUUAAUUGCCGGUGUUAACUCAUUAACUACAGAAGAAACAUUUAUGGGAAAAUAGUUCAAAACUCUUUAACUUCAAAUAUGUUUUAAUCAAUAAUAGGUAAUCACAGCUUGAGGACCAGUGAAACAGAUUUGAAUAUCAAUAUGUUUUAAUGAAAAUAUCAAGUAUUUCCUAUUUCCAGGAGUUUUGUAUCACAUUCCUCCUAUAUAUUUAGAUAAAUUUUAUUCAAUUGUGAGUUUCAUUCAAUGAAGAAACUGAAUAAUUUACUAUCAUGUUAGAUUUAAUUACUUACGACUAAUUUAUUAAAUGCAAAGAUUUCGAUAUCUUGUGUAUUAUCAAUAUUUUCUUGCUAUUAGAUGGAUCAGUGAAUGCGUGAAGAGUAUUUCAGGAAAGAAGGGUUUGUGUGAUUUUGGUUGAGUCAAUUUUGUAAAUCAAUGAUUGUGACUAUUCAAUUUCCUUAAAUAAUUUUGAACUUCAACUAUUUUGUCAAAAUCAUGUGAAUUUUGUACAUCAAUUCUUUAUUUUUCUGUACAUCUUAUAAUUUAGCAGUUUAUGACAUUGCAUGAUUAUAAUACAUUAUCUGAUGUACAUAUGUAUAUACAAUAGUGUUUUCACAGAGACAAUCCUUUUAUUUCCUAAGAAACAUGAACUGUCUUAAUGUACAUUAUGUAGGUAGUAUAACAUUUUAAUUAAUUUAUUCUGCAUUCAAUUCAAAAGUAAUCUCGAUUUUUAACAAUUGUGAAUUUUUUCUACAAAGAAAUUUCAGAAUUAAACCGAUGAAACUGAAA
Molecule: messenger RNA, 3285 nt
Organism: Harmonia axyridis
Lineage: Eukaryota; Metazoa; Arthropoda; Insecta; Coleoptera; Coccinellidae
Product: nicastrin
Exons: 10
Coding region: 99-2177 (692 amino acids)
Biological process (GO): Notch receptor processing; protein processing
Cellular component (GO): membrane
Source: RefSeq, a predicted model, not a curated record